This is a messenger RNA of Clunio marinus, 579 nucleotides long. The record is from the annotation of a GenBank genome assembly. NCBI's taxonomy places the organism in Eukaryota, Metazoa, Arthropoda, Insecta, Diptera, Chironomidae.
AUGUCUCAUGGGGAAGUGAGAUUUGUUAAAGCUCAAACACAAAACAAAAUAUCAUUUCAUGUGGAAAUCAAUGAAAGACAUAAAAAAGCAUUUCCGUCUAUCAAUAAAUCAAAAGAAUUUUCUUCCUUCUUCCCUCACUUACUCUUGCAAAAGAAGGAGAAGACGAAGGAACUUGCAAAAUUAAGUUCAAACAUGCUUUUCGUUGUUUUCAAUGCCAAAGGUGAAUAUAAUCGAUUGGUUUGGUCCUGUCUCAAAAACUUACCUCAUCAAUUCGAAACUGAUACACAAAUGAUUCCUAAAAUAGAAGUAAUCCAACAUGUGAAUGAUGUUGUGAGAUCCAUCAGCGUCUUUCUUGCGAAGCUCAUCAAGAAUGCGAACUUCAACGAGCGCUUGAUGAUGGAAGCGCUUUUUGUUUCGAAUUAUUUUGAUUGCGACAUAUUGAUUUGUUUUAUGGUCCAAUGCACGAAUCACUUGUCCGAAACUACCUUUUCCGAUAACUUCCAGGAUCUCAUAUCGAUAGCAGAUGUGAUCACGGAAAUCAAGGAUGCAAAGGAAAGCAAUAAAGAAAAGUUUUGUUGA